GCUAGUAUUUUAUAAUCCUCCAUCAUGGGAUCGUGUAUUUAUCAACUGAUUGAUAAAGGUUUAGUUUGGUUUUUAUAUUCGGAUUUUAGCCUUUUGCCCAUGCUCAAACAAAAUUGCCCAUUCACGGUUUUCAUGUGAUCCCCGUCCCCACCACUACUAGGAGGGAGGGUGGUCCUCUACUCAAGCAAAAAUUUCAUCGCCAAAGAGAGUUUUAGCUAUCAAAGUCACGGACCCGAUCCUGAUAUAUAUAUUCUGACAAAAGAGGUGCGGUCCAACAGGCCAAAAUGGAUUCCACAAAUGGUCAAAAGACCAGACAAGCAAAAGCAAUUAUAUUAUAUAUGGCGAUUGGAGAAGUCACGCCAUUGACAGGGGAACAGCCCUUUACAAGUUUAUGAAAAGCCCCCAAAUCCUGCUUAUUAACCGGAUGAUUUGGAUACAAAUCAACACUGACAACCACGCAAAGACAAUGACCCUCCAGUUCCAAGACUAAAUCACCUUGUAAAAAGAAUCAAGCUUUGCAUUGGUAAACAUAAAGAGUAUUUCUUCACCAUUUCUUUUAGCUCCACUCAAAGCUUCUUCACCCUAACACCAAAGCCCCAAUAGCUAUCCUCAAAUUUCCUUUCUUGCUCAAGAAAUGAGGCUUCUGUUUUGCGUUCUGUUCGUUGGUUUCUUCGUUAUGGCUCCAUUUGUUGCCUGCUCUCGAAGCUUGCCCCAAAGCCCCAAAGCGACGACGGUUCUCGACGUUGCUGAAGCUAUUGAGAAAACCAAAAACGUCCUCUCAUAUGAGCCAACAAAGAAACCAGCAUUUGGCCCACUUGACCAAAACCUCUCCGCUUCAUCUUCGUCUUCGCUUUCCCUUCAGAUUCAUUCGAGAGCCUCUAUUCAUAAAAGCUCCCACCUUGAUUACAAAUCAUUAACCUUAUUCCGACUAGAGCGUGACUCAGCUCGAGUUGGCUCACUCACGACUCUGUUGGAUCUGGCUGUCAACAGCAUUUCAAAGUCGGAUCUCAAACCGCUUGAUAAUGGAUUGGAGUUUAGGGCAGAGGAUCUAGAAAGUCCUAUUGUGUCGGGUUCGAGUCAGGGAAGUGGUGAGUACUUUACCAGAGUUGGAAUCGGGAAACCACCGAGUCAAGUGUACAUGGUACUCGACACGGGCAGUGACGUCAACUGGGUACAAUGCGCACCCUGCGCUGAUUGUUACCAACAAUCCGACCCAAUUUUCGAGCCCGCUUCAUCCUCUUCCUACUCGCCACUAACUUGCGAAACACAACAAUGCAAGUACCUUGACGAUUCCGAAUGCCGAAAUGACAGCACCUGCGUCUACGAGGUUUCAUACGGUGACGGCUCUUACACUGUCGGUGACUUUGUCACUGAAACUAUCACUCUUGACUCGGAUUCUGUCGAUAAAAUUGCAAUUGGUUGUGGCCAUAAUAACGAAGGCUUGUUUGUUGGGGCGGGUGGCUUGCUUGGUCUCGGCGGCGGCCCGCUUUCCUUUUCUUCGCAGCUUAAUGCAAGUAGUUUCUCUUAUUGUCUCGUGGAUCGUGACUCUGACUCAACGUCGACUCUCGACUUCGACUCGGCUCUCCCACCUAAUGCCAUUACAGCUCCGCUACUUCGUAACCACCAGCUAGACACGUUUUAUUAUCUUGGUUUAACCGGAAUGAGUGUGGGUGGCGAGAUACUUCCGAUUCCUCAGUCAGCUUUCCAAAUGGACGAGUCAGGUAAUGGUGGGAUUAUCAUCGACUCGGGGACCGCCGUGACUCGUUUGCAGAGCGACACCUAUGAUGUUCUCCGUGACGCGUUCGUUAAAGGGACAAAGAACUUGCUGUCAACUAAUAGCGUGGCAUUGUUUGACACGUGUUACGAUUUGUCGAAGAAGAGCAGCGUAGAUGUGCCAACGGUGUCGUUUCACUUCCCUGAUGGUAAAGUUUUGCCAUUACCGGCGAAGAAUUAUCUGAUACCGGUUGACUCAGCGGGAACCUUCUGUUUCGCGUUUGCGCCAACGUCAUCGUCGCUAUCAAUAAUUGGGAACGUGCAGCAGCAGGGAACACGUGUCGGUUUCGAUCUCGGUAACUCCCUCGUAGGAUUCGUGCCCAACAAAUGUUAAGAAAUUACUUGGAAAUCCAUUUUUACUUUUCGUGAAAAAAAACAAGUUUCAUUUUUUCAAAAAAAAAAAAAAAAAACCUUAGUGAGUCGUGAUGGGGUGGUGGGACCGCGCAAGUGGCGACGUUAUCAAUGUCGGCAUUAAUGGCAUACAUAGUAAAUUAAAUGAAUGCACGAGGAGAAUAGUGGGCAGAAGCUAGAGUAUUGAAAAGGUUGAUGAUAUUACCGUUACAAAUGUUGUCGUUUUUAUUUAAAAGAAAGAUUCGCUACGAUGUAAUGAAAACAUAAUUUACUUGGUGUCAGUGCUGACAUGGUUGGAUCAGAUGCUUUGUGUCUUUUAUUUU
Durio zibethinus is the source of this 2447-nucleotide messenger RNA. RefSeq names its product protein ASPARTIC PROTEASE IN GUARD CELL 1. The record is from RefSeq and is a predicted model, not a curated record. Gene Ontology annotation, biological process: proteolysis. NCBI's taxonomy places the organism in Eukaryota, Viridiplantae, Streptophyta, Magnoliopsida, Malvales, Malvaceae. Gene Ontology annotation, molecular function: aspartic-type endopeptidase activity.